AUGGAAAUGCCCGAGCUACCGAUCUCGAGCUCAGAGAAGAAGACCCAACAAUUCUCUAACCUCCUCAUCCCGCUCCUCAUUCUAUUCUCCUCCUUCCUCCUCUCUCACCCUCUCUACUUUUUCAAGCUCCUAUCUUUCCUGUCACCCCUCCUUGUCACCACCUUCCUCAUCCUCCUCUUCACCUCGUAUAGAGCUCUCAGAAGAUCGACCGGCAGUGUAGUUGGCGGGAAAGGGGAGGUUGAGCUUCAGUCAGGUGAGGAGGGUGCUGAGGAGAAUGAAGUGUACAAGAUUUUCUUCGAAGCUUCUCACUUGAAAGAUGGGCUGCAAGAAUCUGAAGUGCUGGUCGACAAGUUCUUGAUCUGUGGAGAUGCCAGUGAUGGGGUGUUCGGUGAGCGUUUGGAGGAGAAGAAAUUGCAAGAAAACAAUGAUGGUGACAAUGGUGAUGAGAAAGAUGGUAAUGCUCAAGCAGAGAAGACAUUAGAGGAGCUGUUUCAAGAGAAGGAAGAGGCCGGAGAGUGCGAAGCGGUGGUUCUGCAGGUUGUGGAGGAGAAAGAAGAAGUGAAAGAGGUUAAAGAAGCCAACCCAGAGGUUAAAGAAGCCAUCCCAGAGUCGACGAACUGUGAUUUGGGGAGUAAAGCAGAGGAAUGUGCUUCGAGGGCAUGGAGGAAUUCAAGAAGGCUAAGCAACAGCCUAAGGAUAUUCGAAAAAAGCGACGGAGGGGUUGCAGCAGAUGAGAAGAUGGGCUUGGUCCUUGGAGGGUUUGGGUCGAUGAGGAGGACCGAGAAGGAGUGGAAGCGGACGCUGGCGUGCAAGCUGUUCGAGGAGCGGCACAGCAACGGGGAGGGAAGUCAAGGUGGCGGUGAUGAUGAGGAGGGGAUGGACUUGCUGUGGGAGACUUACGAGAAGAGCGACCGUCCCGCUUCCGUUCCUAAGACCAAUAGCAGCAAGAAAGCGGUGAAAGAUAGUCCGAAGAAGACGAGGAAGAAGGAGGCGUUGCAGAAGGAGGUGGGCGACGAAGAGGAGGAAGAAGAUGAUGGUGAUGAAGAAGAAGAGGAGAUAAACGGGCAUUUCUGCUGCUUGCAGGCACUGAAGCUGUCAGCAGGGAAGGUGAACUUAGGGAUGGGGAAGCCGAACAUCGCGAGGAUCUCGAAAGCCUUCCGAGGGAUCGGGUGGCUUCACCAUGGGAGAGCAAGAAAGGGUCUCAUCCAUUGA
Molecule: messenger RNA, 1212 nt
Organism: Punica granatum (pomegranate)
Lineage: Eukaryota; Viridiplantae; Streptophyta; Magnoliopsida; Myrtales; Lythraceae
Source: RefSeq, a predicted model, not a curated record